This is a messenger RNA of Daphnia pulex (common water flea), 1617 nucleotides long. Its product is annotated as proton-coupled amino acid transporter-like protein CG1139. Gene Ontology annotation, molecular function: amino acid transmembrane transporter activity. Gene Ontology annotation, biological process: amino acid transmembrane transport. The coding region runs from base 49 to 1428 and encodes 459 amino acids. The record is from RefSeq and is a predicted model, not a curated record. The transcript has 12 exons. NCBI's taxonomy places the organism in Eukaryota, Metazoa, Arthropoda, Branchiopoda, Diplostraca, Daphniidae. Gene Ontology annotation, cellular component: vacuolar membrane.
AAGUACAGUGUCAGAGCUAGAAGACUUCUCGAUUCGUAGUCUAGCAGAAUGUCUUCAACAGAACGCGAGGAUCAAACCAUUAGUGAAAGCAUGAUACCUUUGCUGGAAACAACUAACAAAUCCAAAGAAGAUUCAGCAGAAAAAACCACAUCACUAUUACCAGUUACAGUCAUCAGAGAUGAAAGUUUCCGACCCAUUUCGAAUUUCGAGACGAUGCUUCAUUUGUUGAAAGGAAAUAUCGGCACGGGACUUUUCGCUAUGCCAAGUGCGUUUCGUAAUUCAGGAUUGUGGACGGGAACUGUCUUGACGAUCAUUACAGCCUUCAUAUGCACCCAUUGCAUGCACAUUUUGGUAAAAACAGGCCUAAUCGUGAAAGAGAGAAGAGGCUACGAAAUAGCUGUUCCUUAUGCCGAGGUAGCAGAAAUCGCCUUUCAAACAGGGUCGCAAAGAUUUGUAAAACACGCCAAAUUAGCAAGGAUUUCGGUCAAUGUUUUCAUCUGCGUCAGCCAGUUGGGUUUCUGUUGCGUCUACUUGGUGUUUGCCAGCACCAAUUUGAAACAGGUUGUUGAUUAUUACGCACCGAAUUUACAGUGGGACGUCCGCGUAUUCAUGUGCCUAGUCACUUUUCCUCUGAUCUUUCUCAAUUGGCUACGUGAUUUGAAGCUCAUGGCGCCAGUCUCAUUCCUGGCUAAUGUCCUACAAUCAGUCAGCAUCGUGAUUGUGUUUUACUACAUAACUCGAGAUGGUUUACCGCCUCUCAAUUCCAAGCCAGCUUUCAACGACUGGGUCGGACUUUCACUCUUCUUUGGAACUGUCGUUUUCUCGUUCGAAGGCAUCGGCCUUAUCUUGCCCAUUCAAAAAGAUAUGCGUCAUCCGCGGGAUUUCGAAGGGUGGAAUGGAAUCCUGAACGUAGGAAUGGUUCUCGUGACUUGUCUGGAAUUGGCGAUGGGUUUUUAUGGUUAUCUCAAAUAUGGAGCUGCCAUUGAGGGAUCCAUUACACUUAAUCUCCCCCAAGACGAGAUAUUGGCCAGGUUGGUGAAAGUUUUUAUGGUUUUCGCCAUUUUUGGAAGUUAUACCAUGCAGUUUUACGUCCCCAUCCCGAUACUGUGGCCCGUUUUGGAGAAGAACGUAGCAGCGUUCAAUAAACAUCCGCUCGUGUUCGAACUCAUCUUCCGAACUGUAUUGGUUCUGGUGACUUUGACCUUGGCGGCAGCAAUUCCUCAUUUAGAUUUGUACAUUUCGCUUGUCGGAGCAUUCGGAGGAUCAUUUUUGGCUUUAAUCUUUCCACCGAUACUGGACAUUGUCACACACUGGCCGCAUGUCAGCUAUACGGUCAUCACCAAGAAUUUUCUGAUUGUAAUUUUUGGCUUGACUGGCUUUACAUCCGGCACAUACGCCUCCGUCAAAGAAAUUUUAUCGACAUACUGAUGAUGAUUUUUGGUCAGGAAUCGCCUAACUCUCCGAUUUGAUCAGUUAAAUCAAAUGAAGAUGCGUUAAGUUAAAACUUUAAACAAGCACGAUCAUUAAACUGGACUAGUGUCGUCCAUUCUGGGACGAAAGAAUCUCUAGAUUUAUUUCUUGUUUUCUCAAGGCAUGAUUUCGGUAUUUUAUACAACC